AUUCAGUAUGUGCGCGACUAAACGAGAAAGCGGUUGGCAAACAAUUACCUGUUAAUCCGUUUAUUUUUAACUGAACGACAAUAAGCUUUUAGCGAAUAUGGAAAACCGUGGCGCAUAUCCGCCUGUCCAGGCGACUGGACAGCCAACCUAUGGCACAAUAGGAACUCAGACCACUCCCUCAGAAGCGUCUUUCGCAGCAACAGGUUGGUUCGCACGCAACCGAGCCAAUAAGCCGCAAAUGAACUCCGCCGGAGCAGCUCUGUUCGUUUUGGUUUCGGGCGGCAUGAAUAUCGCUUGGAGCUGUGGCUUUGACAAUGUGCAGGAUUUCAAAACAAAUACCCACAUCAUGAUAUGUUGGUAUCUCGCCGCAAUUAUCGGAGCUGCAGUCUCAGCAUUCAUCACCAACCGCGUAUCAAAGAAACUCAUUUAUAUAUUCUCGGCGUUUCUGAUUCUGCUCGGAGGUGUAUUCUUCGUGGCAUUGGCUGAUAAAUACGGCGGCAUUGCAGUCGCACGUUAUUUAAAUGGCUUCGCUGUGGGGCUCGUGUUCGUGCCUAUGAUUGUGCUGAUUGGCGAAGAGGUAAACAGUGGACAGCGCGGCUUGGGCGCCGGAAUCCUCAUAUCAGGCAGUAUAACGCUCGGAAUAUGCCUCCAAAUUGUAUUCGCGUCCUCAUUCAGUUAUAACGCAUCAACUUCAAACAACUCCUUUGGAACCACUCAGCUACACGGCACCAUCGUUAUCAUCUAUGCCGUACUAGCGUUUCUUAUGUCAUACUUCUUUGUAGUGGAAUCACCCGUUCAUCAUUUGAUGCUUAGUAAUGAGCAUGAGGCUAUCGAUUGCCUGCGACGUCUGCAGCAACCGUUCGUGGUAACCCAGGAGACAUAUCAGCGCUUGGAGGAGCACAGGCGCUACAUUGAAGCCAGCGACCCGAAUGGCGAUAAAUGUAUACCAGCACUAGUUAAGCUUUGCUUACUCCGCGGCCUGGUUGCUCUGUCAUUCUCGCCAGCCAUUGCGGUAGCACUUUUAUGGUCGUCUACAGUAUAUGCAGAACAAUUCGUCACUUGGCCUUGGAUAAUAUACGGGUUGUGUUUGUGGCUAGGCACCUACAUAGCAGCCUUCUGCCUGGACUCAGUUGGCCGCAAGUUGAUGCUACUUAUCGGCGCACUUUUUAGCGGUGCCUUGGCGAUCGCCAUUGGCGCCAUUUACAAUGACUUGGUCAACUAUUUCAUUCCGUCGAAAAUGGGAUCUGUGCUGUAUAUGCUCUUUGUGCUGGGGCUUUUGGUGAGCUUCGUCAACAGCGCGUCCUCAGCCUAUUUGACGGAAGCAUUUCCGCUGCACUUGAAAACCUACUACAUUGCUCUAUCCUUCAUCGUGGAGAUGCUCGUGUUACUUAUUAUCGGCGUUUGUACGCCAGACAAAGACAGUUUGGCCGCAUAUUUUAUUACAUUUGGUGUCUUCUAUUUGGCGUUCUCCUUUUUAAGCUUGUUCUGUCUACCAGAGACCAAGCAAGUUUCUUUGCUAGAAGCUCAAAGUAAAUUCAGAAGCAUUUUAACCCGAUGAAUGUCAUUCAAACACGAUAUUAUUUCAUUAUGAAUAAAGUACUUUGUGAUUUUUUUUUAA
Molecule: messenger RNA, 1618 nt
Organism: Bactrocera neohumeralis
Lineage: Eukaryota; Metazoa; Arthropoda; Insecta; Diptera; Tephritidae
Product: facilitated trehalose transporter Tret1-like
Exons: 3
Coding region: 98-1558 (486 amino acids)
Biological process (GO): transmembrane transport
Cellular component (GO): membrane
Molecular function (GO): transmembrane transporter activity
Source: RefSeq, a predicted model, not a curated record